Molecule: messenger RNA, 2811 nt
Organism: Rhododendron vialii
Lineage: Eukaryota; Viridiplantae; Streptophyta; Magnoliopsida; Ericales; Ericaceae
Exons: 6
Coding region: 1-2811 (936 amino acids)
Biological process (GO): DNA integration
Molecular function (GO): nucleic acid binding
Source: RefSeq, a predicted model, not a curated record
AUGGAAGAUCUUAAAGCUGCUUCUGCUAAACUUGAUGAUUAUAAAGCAGAAGUAAAAGAUCCAUUAGAGGAUUUUAAUGUAGGAACAGAGGAAGAUCCUAGAAUUCUUCAUGUAUGUGCUACUUUACCUGAUGAAAUGAAGGAUUGUUUGAAGUACUUGUUGUCAGAAUUCAAGGAUUGCUUUGCUUGGGAUUAUCCUGAUAUGCCUGGUUUGAAUAGAUCACUAGUUGAACAUAAAAUUCCUAUUAAAGAGGACUUUGUCCCAUAUCAACAGAUUCCAAGACAGAUGACACCUGAAGUUCAAAAAGAAGUAAAGAAAGAAAUGGAACGAUUAUUUAAGGCCAAAUUUAUUAGGCCUGUUAAGUAUGUUGAAUGGAUUUCAAAUAUUGUUCCUGUAAUCAAGAAAAAUGGUAAGGUUAGAAUAUGCAUUGAUUUUAGGAAUUUGAAUACAGCAUCACCAAAAGAUGAGUAUCACAUGCCUGUUGUAGACCAUCUAGUGGAUGCAACCGCAGGCUAUCGAUUUCUUUCCUUUAUGGAUGGUUAUUCUGGAUAUAACCAAAUAUUUAUUGCAGAGGAAGAUACACACAAAACUGCAUUUAGAUGUCCAGGAUAUAUUGGAUUAUUUGAAUGGAUUGUUAUGGCGUUUGGAUUAAAGAAUGCAGGAGCAACUUAUCAAAGAACAAUGAAUGUGAUUUUUCAUGACCUAAUUGGAAGGUUUAUGGAAGUUUAUAUUGAUGAUAUAGUGGUAAAAUCACAUACAUUUGAUGAGCAUGUAGACUAUUUAAGACAAGUCUUGGUGAGAAUGAGACUAUAUAAGCUGAAAAUGAAUGCAAUGAAAUGUGCUUUUGGAGUUACUGCUGGAAAUUUUUUGGGAUUUCUGGUUCAUAAGAAAGGGAUUGAGGUUGAUAAAGAUAAAGCAAAAGCUAUAAUAGAAGCACAGCCUCCAACAAAUAAACAGGAACUCCAACAGUUUCUAGGACAGGUAAAUUUUCUUAGGCGAUUUAUCUCCAAUUUGUCUGGAAAAACUCUUGCUUUUUCCCCACUCUUAAAGUUAAAAUCUCAGAAAGAUUUUAAAUGGGAAGGAGAACAUCAGAAGGCAUUUGAGUUUUUAAAGCAAUCGUUGGUAAGGCCUCCUGUUUUGAUGCCACCAAUAAAUGGAAAACCUUUAAAAUUAUACAUCUCAGCAGGACACCAGUCGAUUGGUUGUCUUUUGGCUCAAGAUAAUGAAAAUGGCCAUGAACAAGCCAUAUAUUAUCUUAGUAGGAGAUUAAAUGAAUGUGAGAUAAAAUACAAGCCUAUUGAGAAGCUAUGCUUGACAUUAUACUUUUCUGCCACCAAGCUAAGAUGUUACAUGUUACCAUCGACGGUAUAUGUGAUUGCACAAACGGACGUCAUCAAAUAUAUGUUAACAAGGCCCAUAUUAAGAGAAAAGGAUGAAUUUGAGAUACAUAUGGUUGAAAUAAAACCAUGGAAGUUGUCAUUCGAUGGCUCCAAGACUGACAGAGGAGUUGGAGCAGGCGUAGUUUUUACAUCCCCAAAAGGAGAAUUCUUACAGUUUUCUUUUCAGUUAGAUGAAAACAGGAUUCUGACCAAUAAUCAAGCUGAGAGAUUCACAAUUGGUAAUUCGAUAGAUAACAGAUUGGAGAAUAGUGAUGCUAAUCAGAUGGCACAAAUUGCUUCUGGAAUUAGGAUUCCAGAAGGGCAAAGUGAAAAAUUAAUAAAGGUCCAAAAGAGAUUCUUGCCUUUCUCUAUUGAAAGAGAUAGCAAUGAUUUUGAUGUUAUGGAAAUAAAUCUGGUUGAUGAUUGGAGGGUUCCAAUAAGGAAAUUUCUAGAGAACCCAAAGGAGAAAACAGACAGAAAUAUAAAGCAAAGGGCCAUAAACUAUGUUAUAGUAGGCAAUGAUUUGUUCAAAAAAUCUUCAGAUGAAGUAUUAUUGCUGUGUAUUGAUAAAUCCCAAGCAAUGACGGUUAUGGGUGAAGUUCAUGAGGGAACUUGUGGUUCUCACCAGUCUGGAGAGAGAAUGAAAUGGGGAUGGGCAAUUGAUAUGAUUGGAGAAAUAGUUCCUCAUUCUUCUCAACAGCAUGAGUAUGUAAUGGUGGCUACGGAUUAUUUUACAAAAUGGACAGAAGCUAUCCCAUUGAAGAAUGUAGCGCAGAAACAAGUAAUUGAUUUCAUUGAGGAGCAUAUUUUCUGUCGAUUUGGUAUUCCUGAGACAAUCACAGUUGACCAAGCAUCUGUGUUCAAUGGUCAUGAAGUAAUGACUUAUGUUAACUCAUAUGGAGUUAAAAUCUUGAAUUCUUCUCCUUAUUAUGCCCAAGCAAAUGGGACUUCAAAAAGGGAGAGCACCAGGGCUACACCAUAUGAGUUAGUAUAUGGCCAAGCCGCAGUUUUACCCGUCGAAGUUAAUAUUAUAUCUCACAGAGUGGCUAAGCAUUAUGGCCCAAACAAUAUGGAUUUUGAGGAAGCAAUGUAUCAAGAAUUAGAUGGACUGGAAGAAUCCAGAAUAGAUGCUUUAAACAACAUACAAGCACAGAAAAGGAAUUUAGAAAGAGUCUACAAUAAAAGAGUCCAUGAGAAAUCAUUUGCAGAAGGUGAUUUGGUUUGGAAAGCAAUUUUGCCUUUAGAUAAGAAAAAGAAAGGAUACUUUGGUAAAUGGUCUCCAAAUUGGGAGGGACCAUUUCGUGUGUUAAAAGUUCUAAGAGGUGGUGCUUAUCAGUUAGAAUCUAUUCUUGGAAGUGUCCAUGAAAGAACAAUCAAUGGAAAGUAUUUAAAGGCAUAUUUUCCAUCCCCUUGGGAGUUAAUUGACGAAUGA